Molecule: messenger RNA, 2320 nt
Organism: Amaranthus tricolor (Joseph's coat)
Lineage: Eukaryota; Viridiplantae; Streptophyta; Magnoliopsida; Caryophyllales; Amaranthaceae
Product: ankyrin repeat-containing protein ITN1-like
Exons: 4
Coding region: 294-1976 (560 amino acids)
Cellular component (GO): plasma membrane
Molecular function (GO): protein phosphatase regulator activity; protein phosphatase 1 binding
Source: RefSeq, a predicted model, not a curated record
AAAUAAGUGGUGGGAGUAGAGACGAAGUGAGUAAGUCGUUGGAGCUUGUUUCUCUGCAACUUCGUCUGCUGUCGUUACUGCUUAGAAUUCUAUACUCAUUCGGUGUCGUCCCUUCUUCCUUUUACUUUACUCUCUUUCCUUACUCCAUUGAAAUGACUUCUAAAAAUCUAUCUUCAUCUUCUACCUAACUAGUAUCUUCUGCGUUAUCAUCAACUAUAACUUCAUCAAUCUACCGAGUCGAUGAACAAGACUUGAAACUCAGUAGUGUUACACCCACACUAAACCGCAGACCAAUGGAUACAUCCCCUUCUCCAUCUCCAACCUCUACAUCUGCACCUGCUUUAGUUCUGUCCAAUUCUGGUAAACGUAUUGACCAAGCAGGCAAGAAAAAGUAUGUGAAGCAGGUAACUGGUCGCCACAAUGAUACUGAGUUGCACCUAGCUGCUCAACGUGGUGAUUUGGAAGCGGUAAAGCAGAUUUUGGGUGGGCACAUUAAUUCGCAGAUUGGUGACAAUCUAAGUGGAGCUGAGCUUGAAGUGGAGGCUUCUGAAGUAAGGGCGUUGGUGGUGAACGAGGUUAAUGAGUUGGGAGAGACUGCACUCUUCACGGCUGCUGAGAAAGGACAUCUUGAUGUGGUAAAAGAACUGCUGAAGUAUGCCAAUAAGGAUACACUUACUCAGAAGAAUCGAUCUGGGUUUGAUCCUUUGCAUGUUGCUGCUAAUCAGGGACACCUUGCAAUUGUGCAAGUGCUUUUAAACCAUGAUCCUGGGCUAAUAAAGACAAUCGGACAAUCAAAUGCAACUCCUCUAGUAUCAGCUGCUAUAAGGGGACAUACAGCUAUAGUUAAUGAGCUUCUUUCAAGAGAUGGUAGCUUGGUGGAUAUAUGCAAAUCCAAUGGAAAAAACCCACUGCAUUUUGCUGUUCGUCAGGGCCAUGUGGACAUUGUUAGAGCAUUGCUUGAGAAGGAUCCCAUGUUGGCUAGGAAGACUGACAAAAAAGGUCAAACUGCUUUGCAUAUGGCAGUGAAAGGGAAUAACUGUGAGGUUGUGAGAGCGCUUCUUGAUAAAGAUGCUGCUAUUGUCAUGCGCACUGACAAGUUUGGUAAUACAGCUUUACAUGUGGCUACCAGGAAGAAGCGUGCAGAGAUAGUAAAUGAGUUGUUACAGCUUCAAGAUAUCAAUGUGAAUGCACUAAAUAGUCAGCACAAAACUGCUCUUGACAUAGCUGAAGACCUUCCCCUCUCUGAAGAAGCUUCUGAAAUUAAGGCUACCUUAGUUAGCUUUAAUGCUCUCCGAGCUAAUGAAUUGAAUCAACCAAGGGAUGAAUUGAGAAAAACUGUAAAUCAGAUUAAGAAAGAUGUUCAUUUGCAGCUUGAACAAACCAGAAGAACAAACAAAAAUGUCAGUGGAAUUACCAAAGAGCUGAGGAAGCUCCAUAGAGAAGGCAUCAACAAUGCCACUAACUCCGUAACUGUAGUAGCCGUUCUUUUCGCAACCGUUGCUUUUGCGGCUAUAUUUACAGUCCCCGGUGGUGACGAUGACAACGGGGUGGCUGUAGCCUCUAAGACAGCUUCAUUCAAAAUUUUCUUCAUCUUCAACGCAACCGCUCUGUUUACGUCUUUGGCUGUUGUGGUAGUUCAGAUCACACUUGUCCGAGGUGAAACGAAAGCGGAGAAGCGUGUUGUGGUUGUUAUCAAUAAAUUGAUGUGGUUGGCAUCAGUGUGCACCUCAGUUGCUUUCAUGGCAUCUUCUUACAUAGUUGUUGGACGACACCAUAGGUGGGCUGCAACACUCAUUACGGUUGUAGGGGGUGUGAUAAUGGCUGGAGUUUUGGGCACCAUGACCUACUAUGUAAUAAAAUCAAAGCGUUGCCGGUCCAUGAGAAAAAGAGAUAGAAGUGCAAGGAGAAGCGCGUCUAAUUCAUUUUAUCAUUCAGAAUUCUCUAAUUCAGAACCUGAUCGGUUUUACGCCCUCUGACGUGUCUUCCUGCUGAUAGUGAGGAGUCUGAUUCGGAUAAAUAGUCUUUCUAAAAGCCUCCAACACAGCAGAACUCGAUAACUGAGCCGUAAACUCUAUCAAUUCAUGGAUGGCUGUCUGUCGAGAGUUAAAAGAGUGGACGAGGUUACAUCUUACACGAGCAGUUUGCUGAGAAAGCCCGUCUUGAAUCUGGUAAAUAUUUUAUGUUGAUAAUGCAAAGAAUAGUUUGUAAUUUCUGAAGGUUCUGGAUCAUUAAAUUGAAGGUUGAUUACUGUAUCAACUUGAGCUGUAGACGAGAUGUGACGAUGAUCAUUGUAGUAUCAUCUUGAGCUUUUAGAUGCCUA